AUGAAAAUGGAUCAGAUUGAAAUUCUUAAAAAAAAUUUAAAUACAGAAAAAGUAUUUUAUAACUUAAAUUGGCAUGAACUUGCUUUAGAUAGAUCUUUUGAUGAUUCACUUAGUAAAAAUUUUGAAAACGAUAAGACUAACGAAGAUCGUUAUUCUUAUACAAGUGAUGAUAAUGCAAAAAAUUAUUACACUAAUGAAGGCGUUACACAGGAUAAGGGUGUACUAGGGAAGACAUACUAUAACAACGAUAAUGUGGGGGGUGAACAACAUGAGAAGAGAAGUAGGCAAAGGAAAAAAAUUCCAGACAAGGGUGGAAGGAAUAGUGGAAGGAAUAGUGGUAGUAAUAGGGAUAAAAAUGGGUGUAAAAAUGGGGACAAAAUUAGCGACAAAAAUAAGGAUAAAAAUAAUAACAGUAAUUAUGAUCUUAAAAAUCUUAUCAAUCUUAAUAAUAAUCAUAAUAGUGGAAGGAUUAAUGACCAUGCGACUGAACACGACUCCAUUCCAAGCACUCCAGUUCUUUCAUAUGAACCACAUCCCUUUUCUGGAAAAAACGGCAUGUGCGAAGUAAAGAAGUGCAAUUUUAUAAAAGAAGUAAAGACAGAACAAUCAAGUAAUAUAAGUUUUAUUCCUCCAGUAGACAUUUUAUAUGAUAACGAAAAGGUUGUAUUUUUAUUUUUUAUAUCAGGAGAUUUGGAAAAUUUUAAAAUUUCCUCAAAUAAUAAUUACCUUACCAUAUCAGGUAAAAAAAUUCCAUAUGAUGUACAGAAAUGUGCUAGCUAUUUUUCUCAUGAAAUAAAGACAGGAUAUUUUCUAAGAACAUACUACUUUAUGAAAUCAAUAGAUAAAGAAAAAAUUCAUUAUGAAUAUAAAAAUGGAGUAAUGAAAAUAUUAGUGUAUAUAUAG
Plasmodium malariae is the source of this 903-nucleotide messenger RNA. RefSeq names its product conserved Plasmodium protein, unknown function. NCBI's taxonomy places the organism in Eukaryota, Apicomplexa, Aconoidasida, Haemosporida, Plasmodiidae. The transcript has a single exon. Bases 1 to 903 code for a protein of 300 amino acids. The record is from RefSeq and is a predicted model, not a curated record.